Molecule: messenger RNA, 984 nt
Organism: Varanus komodoensis (Komodo dragon)
Lineage: Eukaryota; Metazoa; Chordata; Lepidosauria; Squamata; Varanidae
Product: zinc finger protein 239-like
Exons: 1
Coding region: 1-984 (327 amino acids)
Biological process (GO): regulation of transcription by RNA polymerase II
Molecular function (GO): DNA-binding transcription factor activity, RNA polymerase II-specific; RNA polymerase II cis-regulatory region sequence-specific DNA binding
Source: RefSeq, a predicted model, not a curated record
AUGGAGCUGGUGAUUCUGGAGCAGUUUCUGACCGUCCUGCCCCAGGAGAUACAGAGCUGCAUCAGGGAAGACGAGCCGGAGACCUGUGCCCAGGCGGUGGCCCUGGUGGAGGGUUUGCUGCUCAAACAGCGAGGGCCCAGAGGACGGAGGCCACGCCAGGGGCCAAGUUUCUUUGAAGAUGGAGCAGUCGGUCCCUCCAAGGCACGACGCGUUUCAGUCGAUGUGGGACAGAAGCCAGCCAAGCUGGAGGGUGGCAGAGAAGUGAGCCCACUAGGCCACUGCAGGGCUGCUGGUGCUUCUGUGGAAAAGAGAGCUAGUCAUGGGGCAGGGAACAGAUUGUGCAGCCCACUAAGAACCCAACAAGGAGAUGGGAGCCUGCAAAGUACCGACAGCGGGAAAAAGGCCCGUCGGACCCCCACCUUUGUCUCAUGCCAGAAGGGCCACUUGGCACAGAGUCCCCACCAGUGCACUGAUUAUGGGAAGCGCUUCACUCAGAGUUCAAGCCUCACCAUCCACCGGAGAAUCUACACAGGAGAGAAGCCCUACCCCUGUCCCCAGUGUGGGAAAUGCUUCUGGCAGAGCUCAAACCUUCUGAAACACCAGAGAAUUCACUCAGAAGAGAGGUCCCAUCGAUGCCAGGAGUGUGGGAAGUGCUUUGCCCAGCGCUCACACCUCCUCAUCCACCAAAGGACCCACACGGGGGAGAUGCCCUAUGUGUGCUCCAAGUGCAGAGAAAGUUUCAGCCAGCAUCGGGGCCUCAUCGCUCACAAGAGAGUCCACACUGGAGAGGCAACUGGAGGCUAUGGCUGCCCCAGCUGUGGGAAGCAGUUCCAGCAGAAUUCAGAUCUCAAUAAACAUUUGCGAAUUCACACAGGAGAGAAGCCCUACAGCUGCUCCGAAUGUGGGAGACGUUUCCGCUACAGCUCCGAUCUCAGUAAACACCAGAGAACUCACAAGGGAGAGAAAUCAUACCUCUGCAAAUGA